AUGCAAAUCGUCAAAUGUUAUCUACUUGCGUGGGGCAUAGUAGAUUCAGAAAACAAUAACUCAUGGACUUGGUUCUUUCAGAAAUUGCAACAAAUAACCGACGACAUAGAUGAGCUAGUCUUUAUAUUUGAUCGUGCACCAAGCAUUGGUUUUAGCAAUGUUUAUCUUAACGCAUACCAUGGGCAUUGUAUAUGGCAUUUGCAAACUAACUUGAAGAGCAAAUUUCCUAGUAUUGAUAUUGUGCCAUUGUUUAGAGCUACUGCAGAGGCAUAUAGUUUAGCAAAAUUUGAGAUCAAUAUGCAAGCAUUAUGCAGUCUACAUGAGAAAACCCGGGGAUAA
Messenger RNA from Fraxinus pennsylvanica, 339 nucleotides. NCBI's taxonomy places the organism in Eukaryota, Viridiplantae, Streptophyta, Magnoliopsida, Lamiales, Oleaceae. The record is from the annotation of a GenBank genome assembly.